Molecule: messenger RNA, 2277 nt
Organism: Physella acuta
Lineage: Eukaryota; Metazoa; Mollusca; Gastropoda; Physidae
Product: nuclear mitotic apparatus protein 1-like
Molecular function (GO): protein binding
Source: RefSeq, a predicted model, not a curated record
UUUGUUUAAUAUUUCCUGGAAGGAGAAAAUGAAACUGAUCGAACUCAAGUGUGUGGCUAUUCUCAUACAAGCCACUAACCGAAUGGGAGAGCUGACUGGAUCACGCACUGCUGAAAGAUAACACCACCCAACGGUUGAAUAACAACACCAUUCAUUGCAAGAAAAAACAUCAAGAACGCCAUCAUGUCCAAAAAGAAAAUGAAAAAUCUGAAACAACAAAUAAACGGGCUGAGAGAGGAGGUAGCGUCAAUUAGGAACGACUGUGACAAUAGAGAGACAAAGUUUAAUGAACUGUUUGAAAAAUAUCAACUGCAGGAGGAGCUAUUGACGGAGAUUUUCGCUGACGUGUCGAAUCUCAGUCAGAUUGUUAGGGAAAGCAACGAGUUUCACCGCCUGCAUGGAGCUGAUAUUUCGUCUCAAGAAACUGAUUUUCAAAACAAUCUGAACGGCGAGGCCGAGAUAAUACAGAGGCUAGAAUCACUAGAACAAAAGCUACCCACUAUCUCUAGCACACAAACAGAAAUUGAGAAUAUCAGAGAGGUUUGUGACGAGCUUGUAGAGAAGAUCAGACACCAGGAGGAAACAACCAGCGAGCUACGGGCCAAUUGGUCGGAGUAUGAGAGAUGUAACGAAUACGAGACACGGGCUAGUAACUCGGAUGAUUUCGACAAUAUAAUGUUUGAUGUUGAGAAGAUCAAAGAAGAAAAUGGAGCAAGGGACAACCAAAUAUCUGAUCUGUGUGAGAACAGUGCUGCCGCGGAUGCUCGCUUAGAGGACCUGUGUGGCAGGACAAAAGUGCUGGAAAGUUCUUCAAACGAUUUUCAAGUUAGGAUGCAGCAAGCUGAAGGAGGUAUUAAGGACAACUCAGAUGCUCUAGACGAUUUGACAGACAGGCAGGAUAAAGUUGAUCAAAGGCUACAGGCGGACUUGACAAAACAUGAAACAAUUAGAAAAUGGCAAGAGGAAAUAACUGACCGACUAGAAACGGACCUCACAAGGUUAGAGAAAAUUAGAGGGUGGCAGGACAGUAUUGACGACAGGCUAGAAACGGACCGAACCAGGCUAGAGGAAAUUAAAUGUUGGCAGGACAGGAUCGACGACAAGCAAGAGAAAGAUCUCACAAGGUUAGAGGAAACUAGGGGGUGGCAAGACAGGAUUGAGGACAGGCUAGAGACGGACCUCACAAAGCAAGAAGAAAUUAGAGUGUGGCAGGGCAGGAUCGAAGACAGACUAGAAGAGUAUGACACAAGGUUAGAGGAAAUUAGGGAAUGGCAGGACAGGAUUGACAACAGACUAGAAGCAGAUGGCACAAGCUUAGAGGAAAUUAGAGUGUGGCAGGACAAUAUUGACGACCGGCUAGCAACGGACCAAACCAGGCUAGUGGAAAUUAGACAGUGGCAACAGCGUAUUGAGGACAGGCUUGAUGCCGAUUUAAACCACCAGGAUAACGUAAACACAACUCAGAACGUAAUUCUCACACAAGUUCAGAGACUGGAUCAAUCACUGUUUGGUAUCGGCGAGAACCUCUCGACCCAACUGCAGCAACUGAAGACAAAACUGAAGCAUGUGGCGAAAAAAGGUCUUGCUCGGGGCAAAAUUCUCCACAAUUUAGCAUCAUUUAGCAAAAAGCUUCUACAUACGUAUCGAAUCAUGUUCUCUAGAGUAAUUGACCUUGAUUCUCAGGUUCAGAAAGCAGCGGAACUCAGCGAGAAAGAGAUAUCUCUCUUAGAGCAGCGUGUUGUCAAGGCUGAAGAUAAGUACCUGUAUAUACAGUCAGCGUCUAAAGACACACAAACCGAGUUAUCUCCCAUCGGGUUUACGGCCGCACCCAGAGGCUUGGCAUCCACAGUCGUGAGAAGGGGAGACGUGGUGCAAAACUUCACCGACGUGUCCUACAACAAGGGCGGCUACUUCAACCCCUCCACUGGCGCGUUUACCGCCCCUGUCGCCGGCCUUUACUAUACCAGCCUGACCAUGUCCAAAAUGAACCAGGGCCGGAUCGACCUUCACGUGAAGCAUAGACCGGAAAAUUCCGGCCGAGGUGACCGGCCCGUGAAAAUUGUCUGCCGGGCGCAUAGUGGUCAAGACGAGACGAGUUCAACCGGUGCCGGUUUGUGUUACUUGGAAACGGGCGACAGUCUCUACGUUGUUGCUGUCACUGUUUCACAAGAUGCUGUUUUAAACUGCUACUCCAGUUUCUCGUGCUUUCUUGUUAGUUAAUUAAUCAUUAACAUUGUUGUUUCGACCUAAUUGUUUUUUUUUUAAUGAGUGAAAUUG